AUGGCUGCUGUCACCAUUUGCAGGAGAGGGAAAAUAUUCAGGUUAAUUCACUGGCUUCAGAUUUGGCGCUACGAUGAGUGAGAGUCCGUUAGAUCCAAUCAAUAGACUGGUAGACGUGUCACCCUGAAUCUCAAUGAGUAUUCUACUAAAAACUUCUAACUCACAUAUAGAGCAACAUGGGAGCAGGGCUGGAUGUGUGGAUGUUGGAGGAAGGAAUUUAUUAAUACAUUAAAUAUCAGGUGUGGUGCUGCCACUCCCUUGGUGCUUCACAUGGGAGCUGGAAUACCUGAAGAAUGAGUUAUUGAGAAAAUCAGAUACCCCUAGCAUUCAUUCAUUCAUUUAAUUUGUAAGCGGCUUUUGCACAAAAAAGCAUGCUGUAAGCAGCUUAUGACAAAAAAAUAGGGAUGCAUUCAUAGCAAGCACUACAAAACAACAAUAAUGUAGUAAAAUAAAAAUAUGAUAACAUACAAAACAUCACAUUUCAAUACUAUAAAUAUAACAAUAUUACCAUAUUUUUCACCCCAUAAGGCGCACCUACUUUUUUUGGGUGGGUGGGGGGAAUUCAAGGGAAAAAAAUAUGCGGCUCUUGGGGGCUUUUGCAGGAGGUGGGGGAAGUGAGAGAGCAUCGCUCUGUCCCUUCCCCCACCUCCCGCAAAAGCCAGGGAUAGCCGCGUGAAGCCUCCCCAGGGCAGCUGGAUGAAGGCUCCCUGCUGCCCUGCGGAGGCUUCGCAGGCUACCCCAGAGCUGCUCAACCCAAAGAGCAGGUCGGGGAGCAGCGGUGGGGGAAGCGUGGCUUUCCCCCACUGCCAGCCCCACAAGCUCGGGGAGCAGCCUUUCCGCUGCUCCCCAAUCUGCUCUUUGGGGAAAGCCACCGCCAGCCCCAAACACCAGGUCAGGGAGCAGCGGAAAGGCUGUGCGCAGCCUUCCCGCUGCUCCCAGAGCUUGUCGGGGCUGGCGAGGGAAGCCCGGGUCCCCCCCCAACCCCAGGGACCACACAUUCGCUCCAUAAGAUGCACAGACAUUUCCCCUUAGAUUUUAAGAGGAAAAAAGUGUGUCUUAUGGAGCGAAAAAUAUGGUACUUAAACAGCAUGCCGCAUCAUGUAGCAAAAAUAACAAGGGAGCCUCACUGUUUCACUCACUCAUUUAUUUAUUUAUUUAUUUAUACAUACAUACAUACAUACAUACAUACAUACCCUGCCCAUCUGGCUGAGUUGCCCCAGCCACUCUUAGUCCUAGAAACAGCUGUCCCAUGUUGCUCACAGUUUCUCUGCUACAGCUGCUUCUUAGAAGGCUUCCAAAGGCAAGGGCUAGGGGUGAGGAUAGCUGGAAAGACCCACAAUGUGAUGAGGUGCUUUCUGCACAACAAACAAGCAACAAGUAUAGCCCUGUUAAGGAGCUUGCCUAAGCACAUGUGGAAUUAAGCUGAGGAUAAGGGCAAGGACAUGUCUAUAAGUCCAAUGUCCCCAGAAGCACAGGCUCCUCUUUCAACCUUUGCAUGGUUAGAAUCUUCUCCUAUUGCAAGUCUCAGUAGUGACAAUAUAAAAGGAUAUUAUUAAAAUAACGAGGUGGCCUCCCAGUUAAGAAGCACCCUUCAAACCCAAUGACAAAUGGCCGCUAUGAUACAGGCUUUUAAGUGAGUCUUAGAACUCGCCUUUCUGGACCUUUCCUUGGUGCCAUGCAGCUAGUGAGGUUUCUGCUUGACUUUUUGUUUUCAGAUUUCAGAGCUGUUUGAAAAUGUUUCAUGUGAAGUUUGAUGGAAAAGUUCCGGUUGCUGUUUUAUAGUGGCUUUACAAUAGUUUGAUUUUCUUACAGCAUUACCCUGUUGCAUAUGUUGCCUGAAAGGUAGCCUUUAAAAUGGAUGGAUAGAUUCAACUUAAAAGUGCUUAAGUUGGACCUUGACCGGCAGUGAUGAUGUUGACGAUUAUGUGUUAUUUCAAAAGAAACAUCAAGAGCCAAUCCAUUAAAAAAAAAAAAAAAACUUACUGGGCACAGGAACUUCUCUUACUUAUAUAGGAAAAAGAAAGUUCAAUUGCUUUUUGGACUCUCUGAAUAUUCUCCCCCCCCCCAAAUAUUGUACAGCCACUACUCCUAAAUAAUAGCAGCCAGUUGUCCUGAAGCAAUAAUACCAAAGAAGACUUUUAUUAACCAUUUCCUGGCUGUGUGCCCCCCUCCCCAAUUGCCAAGAGGGUAUGGGAACUGAUAAUUGAAACAUUCAGUGAAAAUCAGGCAAGCUCUAACUAGAGCUGUGUGCAUAAUGCAUUAACGUGAGAAAAAUGCAUGUCUGUCCCAUGACUCACAGAGCAAUUAAAAUGUAUUUCAGUGAAUUAAUUUCCCAUAAUAGCUAUGACACAGCUGAUCAGGAGGAAUCAAGUAAGAAUUGAAUUCACACAUUUAAAAGAAUAAAUAAUAGUAAUCAACAUCAUCACAAUCUUCUAAGUUAGGUGGAGAAUUAGCAUCAGCCUCACCAAUUAUUUUCCUUCAGGGGCCCCUCCUCUUUCUACAUGAAAAUAAUACAAUAAAAUUGUCCGAGGCUUUGGCAACAGGCUUUUGUGGGAUUGUGUGUGUGUGUGCGUGCCUUUCAUAUGAUAAUUGAGAGAUUCUAUGGCAACCAUUGAAAAAGAAAAGGGGGGGGGUCUGAAAACAAAAGCUGUAGCAGAAGAGGAUCAGUGCACAUUCAGAGCAUCUGCAGGAAUAACGGCAAGUCUCGCCUUCUAGAUGUAAAAAGUGCCUGAUGAUAGGCUAGCAAAGGCACUGAUUUAACUCAAGCAGAGACAGUAUGUAAUUAAUGCAGUUCCCAGCUUUAGCUUUCAAAUCUGCCCAGCUAUGCUCUUCUGUACCAUCCAUUUAAAUGCGCCUUGCACCAUAGGGACAGAUUACACCAGGAUGCCCUGUUGGAGCAAUUAUUAUGGCAUACGAUAGCACUGUUUAUUUAAAUAGUACCAUCAAUCCACUAGCAGUCCAUUAUGGAAAUGUUUCUGUCUCAAAGACCCCUGGUUCCAAAGUGCUUACAAUUUGUAAGGUCUCUGCCCCAAUGUGCUUACAAUCUGAAGUUGGGUUGUGACUAGAGAACAGCAGGGGAGAUUUUGAGAGCAGUGGGUCUGAGGACAGUUAAUGCUGAAGGAUACCAGAAUCACAGAAAUGAAUAUAUUGGAAGCCAAGGGCAGAAAGGCUAAGAGGGACAAGGCCAUGGAGAGUUUUAAAGGGAAGGAAUUGUAUGUUUGAUGUGGAAAAGGGGAAAGGAUAGGACUGCACCAUGGAAUGGUUGGAAGCAGAAUGGUGGGAAGAACCAGGUGGGGAACCCCCAAGGGAAGAAGGCUCAGACCCUGCAGAUUGGUGGUGGGACAAUGAAGAGGGAGGAGGGAGCAGACUGGGAGGCGAAGGUGUUGGAAGCAGAAAAGGUAACAGAGCAUAGUGAGCUGGGAGAGUUUGUGGCAGAGAGAAGUCUAGAAUCAGAGGCAGAAGCUGAAGCAGGAGAAUGGGAUGAAGCUGGUGAAGUCAUGGGUGGCUCCCCCUCCUUUUGUGACAAGCUCUCCUCCUGGUUGUCUCCCAGAUCCAUAAGAGGCUUGAAAAGGGAGGAGAAGAGAUUGGUGGAUUUUGGGGGGGAAACCCUGGAGAGGAAGGAUUUAGGCAGCUGUGGGGAGGUGGUGGCCUUCAGUCUCAGGAACUGCUUCUUCUGCUUCUGCUUCAUCUUCGUAUUUGUACAUGCUACACAAGACGCAUUCUCUGAAGGCAGGCAGUUUGUCAUUUGUGGAAAUCAUCCAAAGCUGGAAAAACAAUGUCAUGGCUACCAUCCUUCACAUAGUUAAGCAUGCCCUAUUCUGAGUUCAAUGAGCUUAAGUAUGUCUAACUCUGAGUAGUUUGUAGCCAAAAUGACCUCCAGCCUUCCUCAUUAUUAAAUUCAUCUCGGAGGGUAUAAUUAGAAAUAUAUGAUUUGGCUCUAAGGCUCUUGGUCACAUGGACAGACUAUGCUUCCUUCUCUUCAGCAUGCUCCAGAAUGUAAACAGUUGCUCGUUCUAGGCAAAAAGCAGUAACAGUUUUUUGAGCUUUGCUUGAGUCAGAACUAAACAUUACUUGCAAAGGUAGGUAUCAAAACUUGAAUCACCGCUUUUGUUAGAAAAAGGCUGUUUAUUCCCUCCUCCUUAAUUUUGGAGAAAAUAAGUGUGCAUGUGGGGGGGUACUUAACCCUUCCCCACCCAUCAAGUCUUCUCCAACUUCCCAUAGAAUUCUAGAGAGAUGUUUCAGUUCACAAACUUCUGGCUGUGACCUGUUUGUUGAUAUAGCACGGGGUGGGGAAGACAGAAGGAAGUAGCAGAUGGAGAAACAUAUACACACAUUCCCAGUUCCAAAUCUUAUUUCUUUACUUAGGUCACUUCCAGACCACCUUUCAAUCGAAAAGUCCCUCAAAGUGAGGUAUCUUCCCCAGCCUCCCUUUCUUGAACAAACGUUGCCAUGCAGAUUUUGUUCUAUGCAUUUAAGUGUAAUGCUUAGUUCCAUCCAUAGAAGGCAAUGAUAAAAGUCUACUGCUUAUUCAGCAGGCUCUAAUAUGUGGUUGGCUGAGGAAAAUGAAUUCACAUCAAUGCAUUUGGAGUACAGUGUACAUACACUGUUUCUUUGUUUGUGGUUUGUUUUGUUUUUGGGGAAAAGUUGUUUCUAAUUGACCUAAAUACUAUUCAUUUUCAAGCAUUUUUAAUUUUUGGCACAGGAUAUUAAAAUUUUAAUGCGGGGCACUGUAGAAAUAGGUUCAAGCAGCACAUGAUCUAGUGGCGUGCAUCAGAGUCAUGAAACAGGCAGCUGUCUUGCUAGGAUUGCUUCCUCCUCCUAAAAACCACAACUCAAAGUCUUAUGAUUCCUAGAAAACAAGAGGGGGAGAAGGGGAAAUUCCUGACUUCUAAAGAACAGAACCACUAGACUUUUUUUUUUGCAGGAGGCCAUACUGUAACAAUUCCUCAUUCUCUUGUUUUGUAUAUAACCAGUUUCAAGGCAAUACAAAGUAUAGGCAUGCAUGAUCCAUCCAUCCCAAGUGAAGUACACUGUAUUUUUCGCUCUAUAAGAUGCACCAGACCACAAGACGCACCUAGCUUUUUGGAGGAGGAAAACAAGAAAAAAAAUAUUCUGAAUCUCAGAAGCCAGAACAGCAAGAGGGAUCACUGUGCAGUGAAAGCAGCAAUCCCUCUUGUUGUUCUGGCUUCUGUGAUAGCCGCGCAGCCUGCAUUUGCUCCAUAAGAUGCACACACAUUUCCCCUUACUUUUUAGGAGGGGAAAAGUGAGUCUUAUAGAGCAAAAAAUACGGUAGUUUUCAACCAAAUUUAUUUAGGUGGCAGAGCUAUGCUCAUGCUUAGUUCUUUCCUCAUUGAAGUAAAUGGUGCCCACUCUGCAUUUGAAGUCACAAUGUUAAGUGAAGCAGGAAAAGGCUUCUUCCUCUGUGAUGGUACCAUAGCAAUGGAACGUCCUCCCAAGGGAUGCCUUUGUUCAUUUCUUGAUGACCUUCAGGUGCCUGGCCAAGGUAACCCUUUUCCAGCAAGAUGUUGGGAUAGAUUCUUGACUGCACAUUGAUUUGAUUUUUUUUACUGUUUUCUUUUCUUUUAUUGCUACUGGAUUUUAUUGCUUUUAGACACCAUUUUAAUUUUAAUUUUUUUAACAUUGUAUUUCUAAGUCAGUUUCAAACAACAAACUGCUCUCUCUUCCUAUAAGCAUUUUGGUACAUUUGGUACAUUUUCUUAAAAAUAACCUCUUUUAGUAAAUGAGUGGCUCUGCUAAAAAUGGUGUCAUGAUGACUGUAUCAGUGUUCCUCUGUUUGAAUGAACACUGAAGCUUUCAUUAAACAGGAUUCCAAUGGAAUUGCAUACUAUGAGGCUUUUCACCCUGAGAACUUGCCCAUAAGUCAAGAUAGAAAGCUGAACUGCAAUAAUGCCCAAAUGAUUAAAAAUGACGUGUCCCCAUUUUUGAAAGCAUUAGUCUUAAUAUAUUUCUUAAGAACUGCAGUUUACAUCAUUUUUGUUACCACGGGAUGGAAAUUCCCUUUCUGAAGUCUUGGGAACACUGCUCUUUUUCGGCAUAUUAUUUGCCAGCUGCCCUAAAAGAAAAAAGAAAUGAAACAGAAAUUAGUUGCUGAAAGUCUGCAGGGCAAAAUCUCCAUAAUGAUGCCUAUUUACCAGUAAAAGUGAACUAAUUCACAAAACCAAUUUAACUUUGAUCCCAAAUUUUACCCCUCAUUUCUUAGAAUCAGGCAUUCAAACAUGGUACAGAAAAUUAUGGAGGGAAGCCUUUCAAGACUAAGUGAUGGUGACAUAAAUCAAGGUGAGUUAUGUAAAGAAUACUAUUGUUUGUUUUAAACCGAUUUAAUAUUGUAUUUUUAAAUUGCUGGUAAGAACACCACCACCACAAUGUGUCAUACAGAUUUAUUCAGCAAGAUUUAUAUACCAUUUAACAAAACAAUAUCUAAGGAGUUUACAUAAUAGUGCAAAACAGUUGUUCAAAAUGAUAAUAAAAGGGCAGACAAUCAAAUUAUCAAAAUAUAGAUGAAAUCAACUGUUUGGAAAAUAUGAACAAACUUGCAUUCAAGUUUGGGUUGGUUUGUUUCAGGAGGUGUUGAAAACAAUAGAAUGAAGACAGCUGCUUACAUAGCCUUUUUAAAGCACAAUUAUGUGCUAAUAUUUUAUAGCAAUAAGUUACGAUCCCUAUGAAGGGAGCAGGGGGGCCCUGCUCACUGCCCUCAUCCCCACAGACAUAUCCCUGAUGGGUCUGCUCCCCCCCCCCGCACAUGCUGCACUAUCCACAUGCCUGGUGAGGAAAGGUCUGAAGCUCACUGCCUGGUUUAGAGUUCUGCACACAAGUGGAGAGGGCACCUUGCUUCAGAUCUCCCACUCAGCUGCGGCACACAGAUGCAGGUGGGCUGCAAUCGGCAUGGCCCCACUUUUCUCCUCACAAAAUUCACAAUGCAAGAGGUUUGAAUGCCUGAAUAGGCCCAUAGACUUCCUUAAUUUCAUCUUUUAUCAAGUGGUGCCAUUUUUGUUGUUUAGUCGUGUCCGACUCUUCAUGACCCCAUGGACCAGAGCACGCCAGGCACUCCUGUCUUCCACUGCCUCCCGUAGUUUGGUCAAACUCAUGCUGGUAGCUUCGAGAACACUAUCCAACCAUCUCGUCCUCUGUCGUCUCCUUCUCCUUGUGCCCUCCAUCUUUCCCAGCAUCAGGGUCUUUUCCAGGGAGUCUUUUCUUCUCAUGAGGUGGCCAAAGUAUUGGAGCCUCAGCUUCACGAUCUGUCCUUCCAGUGAGCACUCAGGGCUGAUUUCCUUAAGAAUGGAUAGGUUUGAUCUUCUUGCAGUCCAUGGGACUCUCAAGAGUCUCCUCCAGCACCAUAAUUCAAAAGCAUCAAUUCUUCGGCGAUCAGCCUUCUUUAUGGUCCAGCUCUCACUUCCAUACAUCACUACUGGUAAAAGCAUAGCUUUAACUAUACGGACGUUUGUUGGCAAGGUGAUGUCUCUGCUUUUUAAGAUGCUGUCUAGGUUUGUCAUUGCUUUUCUCCCAAGAAGCAGGCAUCUUUUAAUUUUUUGGCUGCUGUCACCAUCUGCAGUGAUCAUACAGGCACCAAAAUAUGGCCUACCAUAUUUUGAAGUACAGUGGUACCUCGGGUUAAGUACUUAAUUCGUUCCAGAGGUACGUUCUUAACCUGAAACUGUUCUUAACCUGAAGCACCACUUUAGCUAAUGGGGCCUCCUGCUGCCGCUGCGCGGCCGCUGCACGAUUUCUGUUCUCAUCCUGAUGCAAAGUUCUUAACCCGAGGUAGUAUUUCUGGGUUAGCGGAGUCUGUAACCUGAAGCGUAUGUAACCUGAAGCAUAUGUAACCCGAGGUAUCACUAUAAUUUCAAUAAUUGCUGUUGCCAUCUAAAGAGGGCCUCCCAUAAGACCAUUGAAGGUCUAAUUGCCAUAUUUUGAAGAGCAAAACAGAGGACAAUUUGCUGACUUCUACUUUUAACUAUGGAUCACUAAGACAACUCUCAUUUUACAUACCCAUGAAAAAGAGGACAUGUCCUGGAAAAAGAGGACAUAUGACAACCCAGGUUGUGCUACUAUUAUUAUUAUUUAAACACUAGUUGCAUUCGGGGCAAGGGAGCAAUUAUCAUUGGCACCAUGAUGUGUGAGGUUUAACCCUUCCCACACCAGACGUAAUCUCAAGUAAAAUCACCUGCUUCCACACAUAGCAAUUAAUAAGGGGGUGGGGAACCUCUCGUUGGUGCCAAUUGGAUAUUUUUGGGUAAUGUGAAUUGCUGUGUUUCUGUCGUGUCUCUUCUCUUCUGCACAGGGUAUCAUAAUUUAAGCAAAAGUGAAAAUUUAUAGACUGCUAUCUCCUUAAAAGCCAUAUUUUAAAGUUAGAUUGUGCGAAUUCAAAAUGUUUGCUUUCUUUUCUGGUGGCUUUCCCAAACAAUCUGUCUGAAGUGGUUUUACUGCACUCCAUCCAUUUAUGCUAAUUUUCCAAAAGGCAAAUAAUAUGAUAUCCAGUCUCUCUAAUGAGCCAAGACUGGCUGUGUUCUAUAUACCUGCUGCACUUCUAUAUCCCCUGUUUUUAAAAGCUAGACAUUGUAGGCUCCAGCACACAAAUGAAGUAUGACACCAGGGUUUAUUAAAGAAGUUUUCCUGUGACCUGUUUCAAAGUUGCCAAGACUUCACCUUUCCUUAUUACCUCAGUGACCAAGCACCUCAGUUUAGAUCUGACAAAAUAAGCCAGAAAGGGCAAGGAUUGAGAAUGCAUGUGGUGGGCCACACACCUCCAGAAAUCUUGCCCAUACAGUAUCCUCAAGCUGCACAUAUUUAUAUAUAAAAAAUAUGCCAACACAAUCCUACUGUCUUACUGAAUGUUGCAAUGUACAUCAUGAGCUGCUAACUAUGCUCAUGUAUUUAACAGUGUGAUAACUAGCAAAUCAUUUUUCUCUUUCUAUCAAGCACAAACAAGCAUGUGGUACAGCAGAAGCUUUGGAAGUUCUAAUAUUGAUAUAAUUCAUUCUGUCAAUAAAAACACAUUUCUAGUUUUUCACAAGCAUAUAAACAACAUAUUUUAUGCUUUCAUAGUAGCAAAUUCAUUCUAAUUAUUUAUUAGCUUUGCUACCCAUAUUUUCAAGAUUGUUGACAAUUCUGACAUGAAAUGAGACCAAACACCGCUAUACAUUGUGUUUCCCUAAGCAAUGUAUAGAAUCUAUACUGGUAAACAUGAAAACAGUCCAAUGUGCAAAACUGGGUAUAUUCCAUUUUCACUGGGUUUUGGGAGCUUCAAAUUCAGAAACUGGAGAAUUAUAAUGAUAUUUUAAAUCAUAUUUGUAGCCUUGGCCACUUAAACAUAUAUCAAUUUGCUUGUGUGAAUUUACAGAGUGAAACAACUCUAGACAUUCAUUGUACAAUUGGGAUUUUACUAUUAAUUGAACUGCUCAAUUAUCCAUUUGUUAUAACAACAACACACUUUACAUUUGAAAAGACAAACUAUAGAAGAAAGCAUAAACAAAAAAGUUAAAGUUAUUAAUAUUAUUUGUCAUGCAAAGAUAUGCUAAUGACAACAAUGAGUGCUAGAAGUUUGCAGCCAGAUUGGUUAUGUAGUUGGUAAUUCAAAUUAAUAUGUGAAGUCCAGUCACCUUUAUUGCUCUGGCUUAAUCUUUUUGGCUUGCUGUGCAGCAGUUGGCAGGAUUCUGCAGUCAGACUCUGUUCUAACCCUUCCUUACCUGUUGCCUCCUUUUCUGCCAAGCACGCAAUAGUUUCUGUCUUCAGGUUCUAUGCAUUGCUUUUGCUCAUCCUUACUCUACACUUUUCCGGCCAUGAUUGUUACCUCAUGUUCCUGUUUUUCAAAUUACUGAUGAUUUUGGCCCACUCACUUUAGCCACACUUUGUUCUGAGCAACUUCUCCACCACCUCUCUUUUCCCUCAACAUCUUUUCAGUCACCUCAAAAUCUUUUAAAACUCACUUUCAAAAGUUUUGUAAGGAGGCAACAUGCCCAUGACUUUGCAGGACUUCUGCCUGGCAUUCCCCAGCAUGUGUCCCACUCAGAUCUGCUCUGGAGGUUUCCCCAACUCUCUGGAGCAUAUUUUAGUGGGUGCUAUAGGCAGUGCUUUUUUUCCUAAAAACAAUGUUUUGGGGUACUCUUAUUUUCCUACUCGUAUCGAAAUACUGCCCCUCAAUGAGGCCAAACUUAGAUUCACAAAAUGUUUAGGGGUAUGCGUACACCUGCGAACCCCCAGGAAAAAAAGCACUGACUGUAGGGGUGUGUGGAGAGAGAGGGAGGAUAAGUCUUACUGCAUCUCAUUGACUACUGUGAGAAUAGGGUGCUAGACGAGAUGGGCCACUGAUUGUGCAGGCUCUUCUUAGGAGCUGAUGUUGUGCAGUUGGAAGCCUGCAGUAAUAUCUGCUAAUGAUAUGAUGACAUUGGAUACAAUCCUAAAUAGCCACAUGACAUUUUUAAUUUAAAAAAGGCAGACAAACACCCCUGGAGAACUGUGCAAGACUUACAAUUAAGUCUUCCAAUUGCUGAUAAUCUUCUUCUUUGGUGAUCACUUGUGGCCGAGUAAGAUUGUCUUCCAUGAACACAGUCUUAAUGGUGUGUCCAUAAGUGACUGUGGAAGCCAAUUCUGGAUCCACACAUCUUUCCACAGUGGGGACAUAGGUUUUCGGGCAGGAGUUGAUCAUGGUGAGGCUUUGCCAAACGUGCUUUCCUCUUCACUCGUUUCUGCCUUUCAUUCUGAGUUCAUGCUUCUUCAAAGUCCAGGGCACCUUUGGCAAAGGCUGUUCUCCAAUUGGAGCACUCGCAGGCCAGUGUUUCCCAAUUUUACAUCCUUAUACUGCAUUUUUUUAGAUUUGCCAGUCAAUUGAGAUCUACCGGUCAAUUGUGGGCUGUCCCUGGUCAAUCCCGGUUGAUCGUGUGAUCUCCAGUGACCUACCCCCCCCCCCAAAGCUCAACAUUUCUGGUCAAUCCAAUGGGUAGAUCACUGCCAGUUUAUUUAUAGUGGGAGUAGAUCGCAGUCUCUUGGAAGCUGAACACCCCUGGUCUAUUGCAUUGUAGUGCAGGGAGUGGGGAAAGGAAAUUCCCCAUCUCCUAAAAACCUCUUCCUAGCCUUCAGCUGUGCCCCCUGUGAGUUUUAAUCAAAGCAGAACUGACAACUCCCCUGCCUCUUCCAGAAGCAACAAUACAAACAUCUCCCUCUCUCCCUUUGCCAUUGCAUAAGCCCAGGCAACUUUGUGGAGGCUUCAAAACUACAGAUAAGCUUUGUACAGAAUUGAAAAUCUCUUUCAUUUCCUUUUAAAGUCUUCGCUGACUGACGAGGCUUUCCUUGAGGGAUGAUCCAGCUAUGAUGAUGUCUUCACUGGUUCAUGGUGUACUCAUUUGUACUUGUUUUAUAAAUGUGAUUUCACGGAUGCUAUUUAUAGAAUAGAAUAGAAUCAUAGAGUUGGAAGAGACCACAAGGGCCAUUGAGUCCAACCCCCUGCCAAGCAGGAAACACCAUCAGAGCACUCCUGACAUAUGGUUGUCAAGCCUCUGCUUAAAGACUUCCAAAGAAGGAGACUCCACCACACUCCUUGGCAGCAAAUUCCACUGUCGGACAGCUCUUACUGUCAGGAAGUUCUUCCUAAUGUUUAGGUGGAAUCUUCUUUCUUGUAGUUUGGAUCCAUUGCUCCGUGUCCGCUUCUCUGGAGCAGCAGAAAACAACCUUUCUCCCUCCUCUAUGUGACAUCCUUUUAUAUAUUUGAACAUGGCUAUCAUAUCACCCCUUAACCUCCUCUUCUCCAGGCUAAACAUGCCCAGCUCCCUUAGCCGUUCCUCAUAAGGCAUCGUUUCCAGGCCUUUGACCAUUUUGGUUGCCCUCCUCUGGACACGUUCCAGUUUGUCAGUGUCCUUCUUGAACUGUGGUGCCCAGAACUGGACACAGUACUCCAGGUGAGGUCUGACCAGAGCAGAAUACAGUGGCACUAUUACUUCCCUUGAUCUAGAUGCUAUACUCCUAUUGAUGCAGGCCCAGAAUUGCACUGGCUUUUUAGCUGCCGCGUCACACUGUUGGCUCAUGUCAAGUUUGUGGUCAACCAAGACUCCUAGAUCCUUUUCACAUGUACUGCUCUCAAGCCAGGUGUCACCCAUCUUGUAAUUGUGCCUCUCAUUUUUUUGCCCAAGUGCAAUACUUUACAUUUCUCCCUGUUAAAAUUCAUCUUGUUUGUUUUGGCCCAGUUCUCUAAUCUGUCAAGGUCGUUUUGAAGUGUGAUCCUGUCCUCUGGGGUGUUAGCCACCCCUCCCAGUUUGGUGUCAUCUGCAAAUUUGAUCAGGAUGCCCUUGAGUCCAUCAUCCAAGUCGUUGAUAAAGAUGUUGAAUAAGACCGGGCCCAAGACAGAACCCUGGGGCACCCCACUAGUCACUCUUCUCCAGGAUGAAGAGGAACCAUUGAUGAGCACCCUUUGGGUUCGGCCAGUCAGCCACUUACAAAUCCACUGAGUGGUAGCAUAGUCAAGACCGCAUUUUACCAGCUUCUUUACAAGAAUAUCAUGGGGCACCUUGUCAAAUGCCUUGCUGAAAUCAAGGUAGGCUACAUCCACUGCGUUCCCUUCAUCUACCAGGCUUGUAAUUCUGUCAAAAACGAGAUCAGAUUAGUCUGACAUGACUUAUUUUUCAGAAAUCCAUGCUGACUAUUGGUGAUCACAGCAUUCCUUUCUAGGUGCUCACAGACUGUUUGCUUAAUGAUCUGCUCCAGAAUCUUCCCUGGUAUUGAUGUCAGACUGACUGGGCGGUAAUUAUUUGGGUCCUCUCUUUUCCCCUUUUUGAAAAUAGGGACAACAUUUGCCCUCCUCCAGUCUGCCGGGACUUCACCUGUUCUCCAGGAAUUCUCAAAGAUGACUGCCAGUGGUUCUGAGAUCACAUCUGCCAGUUCUUUUAAUACUCUUGGAUGCAGUUCAUCUGGCCCUGGAGACUUGAAUACAUCUAAACUAGCCAAGUAUUCUUGUACUAUCUCCUUAGUUAUUCUGGGCUGUGUUUCCUUUGCUGAAUCAUUUGCUUCAAAUUCUUCAGGUCGGGCAUUGUUUUCUUUAUCGGAGAAGACUGAGGCAAAGAAGGCAUUGAGGAGUUCAGCCCUUUCUGUGUCCCCUGUUUGCAUUUCACCAUCUUCUCCUCUGAGUGUCCCCACUGUUUCUUUGUUCUUCCUUUUGCUACAAACAUACCCAUAAAAGCCUUUUUGUUGCUUUUAACCUCUCUAGCAAGCCUGAGUUCAUUCUGUGCUUUAGCUUUUCUGACUUUGUGUCUACACGUGCUGGCUAUUUGUUUGAAUUCCUCUUUGGUGGUUUCCCCCUUUUCCAUUUUUGUACACAUCCUUUUUAAUCUUAACUCAGUUAAAAGUUCUUUAGAUAGCCACCCUGGCUUCUUUAGGCACCUUCCAUGUUUCCGUCUCAUUGGUAUUGCCUGACUUUGUGCUUUUACUAUCUCCCUCUUAACAAACUCCCAGCCAUCAUGAACUCCCUUUCCUUUUAGUAUUACUGUCCAUGGGAUCUCACCCAGCACUUCCCUAAGUUUUAUGAAGUCGGCUUUCUUAAAGUCAAGAAAUUGAGUCCUAGUAUGCUUGGCUGCUCCUUUCCACUGUAUAGUAAACUUCAGAAGAGCAUGAUCACUCGCGCCUAAUGAUCCUUCCACUUCUACCCCACUAACCAGGUCAUCAACAUUGGUUAGGACCAGAUCUAAAAUGGCUGUUCCUCUUGUUGCUUCUCCCACUUUCUGGACAAUGAAGUUGUCUGCAAGGCCUGUGAGGAAUCUGUUUGACCUUAUCCUCUUGGCUGAGUUUGACAUCCAACAAAUAUCCGGGUAAUUGAAGUCCCCCAUUACUACUAUCUCCCUUCCUUUUGCAUGCUUGGCCAUCUGUUCCAGGAAGGCAUCAUCUAUGUCCUCUGUUUGGCUUGGGGAACUAUAGUAAACUCCCACAAUGAGGUCACUGUUAUUCUUCUCUCCCUUAAUUUUGACCCAAAUGCUCUCACUUUGGCUUUGAGGUUCUAAAUCUUGGAUCUCUUCAUAGGUAUACACAUCCCUGACAUAUAACGCCACUCCUCCUCCUUUCUUGUCUGGUCUGUUUCUCUGAAAUAGAUUGUAUCCCCCCAUUAUUACAAUCCAAUCGUGGAACUUAUCCCACCAGGUUUCAGUGAUGCCUAUUAUGUCAUAUUUAGUUUGCUGUACUAAGAGUUCAAGCUCAUCUUGUUUAUUUCCCAUGCUUUGCGCAUUAGUGUACAGACAUUGAAGUCCAUUAAUCAUUCCCCCGUGUCUCUUAUUUAAGGAUUUUUUCCUCCCACCACUAGGUCUGCGUGCUAUUUGCUCCAUUUGGUCUAUGACAUUUGGAUGAUCAUCUUCAUCAAUUGAUAGACUCCUACCUUCAGGAGCACUGUCUCCCUCCCCCACAUUAGUCAGUUUAAAGCCCUCCUGAUGAGGUUUCUGAGAUUUUUGGCAAAAACAUUCCUCCCAACCAUUGUGAGGUGCAGCCCAUCACUUGCCAGAAGUCCAUCUUCAAGAAACUGCAGUCCGUGAUCUAAGAAUCCAAACCGUUCCUGUUUGCACCAUUUGCGAAGCCAGCUGUUCACUUCCACUAUUUUCCCUCUCUCCCUGGGCCACGUCGUUCAACUGGGAGGACAGAUGAGAUGACAAUUUGUGCAUUUAAUUGCUUCAAUUUCCUGCCCAGAGCCUCGUAGUCUCUUUUGAUCUUCUGGAGGCUAUUGCUUGCAGUGUCAUUGGUUCCCACAUGAACCAAGAGGAAGGGGUAUUUGUCAGUGGGUUUUAUGAUUCCUUGCAGUCGUUCAGUUACAUCUUGGAUCUUAGCCCCAGGGAGACAGCACACUUCCCGAGACAUCUUGUCAGGCCCACAGAUCACUGCUUCUGUUCCCCUCAGUAGGGAAUCCCCUAUCACCACUACACGCCUCCUCUUAGGUUUGGUCGGGGUUCUUCCGUGAGCUGUCCGUUCCAAGGUCGCCUGCACAUUCCCUGAGGACUGACUUAGCUGCUCAUCUUAAUAUACCUGAUCGACUGUAAUGAGGGAGAGAUCCUCAAAUGGAGUCUGCUCUUCAUCUUCCAUGCUAGGGGAGAGGACCUCAAAGCGAUUGUGUAUUUCUAAACAAUCAGAGCGAACCCUGGGCCUCCUACUUCUUUGAGUCACGUUUCUCCAUAUAUCUGGCUCCUGUGUUGGUGAACUAGCCUCCUUCUCAGGGGAGUCCCCUGUCUCCUCUUUGGUGGAGACGGUGUGCUCUGUUGCUUAUUUACCAACAUUGUAUUUUUUUUCUUAUGUUGGCAGCAUAGAAAAUCUUGCAAAUCAGUUAGAUUAAUAUCGGUGCAGUGCUCUUACAUAGCUCUCAUUCAUUGCAGGGAAGCUGGCACCCAAGUCUAGCAUAAGCCCCUGGCAUCCUGGGACAUUUGCUGGGGUAAAUGCACCCUGGCAGGACCCCCAGCAUCCACCACCCCAACAUCUGGAGCAGGGCCUGCUGGCACUGAAUGUGGAUGGUCAUAUGCAAUGGUAUUUUGAUAGCUUUCUACCAAAAUAUUCUUCUUAAGACACCAGGGGUGGGGAACAGUGACCUCCUCCAUUGUCCAGAACCAAAAAACUGUGAAAGUAAUUCUAUGCUUCCAAAAGGAGUUUCCCCUUGUGUUGUUGAAAGGCAGCUCCCCAUGCUACAUGGCAAACUUAAAAAAUAAAACUCAGGAGAGUUUCAGAAGCAAUUUGUGCUGCUGCUUCUUGGGCUGUUGUUAAAUGUAAAAAAACAAAAGCUUCUUGGCAUGCAAGAAGAAUAAGCUACAGGGACACUGUUGGAAAGGUACGCAAAGAACAUUCUCCUACUAAAACAAAACAAAAAGGGAAAGCUCUUUCUCAUGUGAUAUUCAGAAGCGCAGGAAAGCCUUAUAGAUUUUAGGCCAGUUAAUGAAAGAGUUAAGUUAAAGCAUUCCACACCAUGCGUAAUCUCAUUUGCAGAGUGUUUCUAAGAAGAAGAAAAGGUACAUUCUGUGAGAAAUUUUAAGUUGAUUAUAUGUUUUGAUGUGGUCACUUAUGUACAAGAGUAGCUAGUGUGCCUACAGCUGGAUGUUGCUGGACUACAGCUCCCAUCAUCCCUGACCAUUGUCCAUGCUGACAAGAGCUGGUGGGAUUUGUAGUCCAAAAUGUUUAGAUGGCACCAUGUCACCCCCCUUCCUGAAUUAUGAACUGAUCUAGGCCUGAGCCAGAGAGCCCUGCAUGCAUUUUCAGGCUGCCUGGAAGAAAAGCAGUUGGUGUAAGUAUUGCAACAGUGGUUGUGCACCACCCCAAAUCUCUGCUGAGUGGUAGCAAGAUUCCAGGGGUUUCCAGGCAUGUUUCUGUUGAGAAUUCAGGCAUGUCAGAGACUGCAGUGUUUUAAUAUAUAUGGUUUAUUUUACACUUAUAUCCACUGUAAAGUAGGACAUAUGGCCAUCCUAUUAAUUGCCUAAAACCAUACAAAGGAUAAACUAUAUCCCUGUCAGAAUGUCUUCCAAUUUGAAUGAAAGCUGUGAAAACAAAAGGAAGGAGAGAAACAUUUCCAUCAUCACAUUGCAUAAAUUAGAAUAAAGAUGAUGAAACAUGAAAUGUUUGUCAGCAUAUAGGCGUGCAGGCUGGUCAAAGAAGGAGUGAGAGCCUUGCUGUCUGUCUCUAUCUUCUGACAGCUGCAAGUUGGAAAAGCAAGUCGUGUGGAGUCUGGUCUGUAAGGGGAAGAGCUGAACUGCAGGUAAUUCCAGCAAGGCCAAUGUAUGGAGCCUCAAAAUCCCCCUCAAGCCUUCUGAGAGUAUGGGGGAACCACCUUAGAAACACUAUGUCAAAAUUACUGCAUGACAACUAUGGCCACUUUCGGGCUUCUUUUCUUUCUGGCUGUCCUCAGUCACUUUUCAUGUGAGUCUUUGGUGUUCCGCAACACCCUUUCCUUUGAGGUCCAGCACUGCUACCAGAAGGAAGAUGACACUGGUGAUAGAGCUACAGCUAGCAGUGUCUCUAGCAAAGAAGAUCCUAAAAUGCAAAGUUAUUUUAGGUCAGAGAGGUUUUUUUUCCUGAUGAGUUGUAGGAAGCCAAUCAAUAGAUUCAACAAACCAACCAAGACAAUGUUCUUAGCAAGCAGAGUUUAAUGGACUGGAAGGAACUUCAUUUGGUCUCCCUCAAAGCAGAAAAGCAGAGGAAAUAUGUCAGCUGAAGGUUUACUUCCCAGUCCCUUGAUGGAUUGUCAGGUUUUAUUUAGUGCUCUUGAUAACUUGAUUUGCUUUGCAUCUCUUGGGCUGGCAAUGUGUUUCAGUGAGCGCUGAAGUUUUCUUCAGAUAACUUCUCAUUGUAGCUUCAUUUUUCAAAAUGUGUUUUAUCAUUGGGAUUCAGAGAGUUUCAUAUGUAUAUUAGUAUUCUUUAAAAAAAGUUUCAUACUAUUUUAUUUGGUGUUAUUUUUUUCAAUGUGACUGUCAUCUUUUACGUUCUUAUGCUGUUAGUCAUCAGGAGGACCCAGGUGGGCUGGAAGGUGAGAUGAAAACCCACAUUACAAAGAGGAACAGACCAUCUACACUGUACUGCAUUUGCAGCUGUAAAACUUCACCACAAACCAUACAGGCAUAAAAAAAGCUUGGGAAUGGAAGUGUUUUGAUGUGUGCACUGUGCUUGGGUAUAUACGUUUUAGAGUGUGUCCUUGCACUCUACCCUUUCUUCCUAGCAGAACUGCUAGGAAGGUGAGUGAAUUAUCCUCCUUUCCCUGCAUUUUGAACAUCGUGGUGCCAAGCAGGCAAAGAGAGGGGUUUCCAGAGGCAGCAGAACUGAGCUUUCUAGGCUACCAGACAUUCUGGGUUGUACUAAGCUAAGUUUGACUUAAGGUAGACCUACUGAAAUUAAUUAACCUUAGGCUACUCUGAGUAAAGCUUAGUGGAAUGCCACCUACUUACUGCUUUCCACAAAACCAAACCAUGGGAUGCUAGAGGCAGGCUCAACUGAACUUUGUAUUCAACUGUAUUUCAUUAUAUCAGACAUUCCGUGUCAUGGGAACAUUGCUGAUGGAGCUCACUUCAUCAAAGUGGCCUUUGAAUAAAAAUUACACUUUGUAGGCCAAGUAGUCAAACAGGUCUAGAUUUUGUGAUCUGGCCAAGUUUAAUGAUUUAGGUUGUUGCCACGGCAUUGGAUCAAAGUUACUCCUUCAUGACAUGUUUCAAGAGACAAUUUAAGGUUGUGUAAUAUCACAGCACAAGCAAUAAUGUGCUGGGAUUGCAUGCAGGUGACCAGACAAAGAGGGGAAUGAACCACCCUCCAAAAGAAAACCAGAAAAUAAAAAUGCAAUAGCAAAACUAAUAAGGUUCCAUAUUUAUUUACUAUUUCCCAAUGCAUUUUGCUGAUCUUUAUCAGAGUAGCCUUUUCAACAGUUCAGCUGAAUUUACACAUGCAUCUGAUUGAGGUGGAAGUGUUUGGAGUUACUAAAAUUAAAUGUACCACUUUGAAAACAAUUUUGAAUGCUCCUAUGCAUGGAGAAUUCUCUCCAGGUAGCAACUAAAAUAGCAAGGAGAGGACUAUGCUGAACCUUUGUCUCUGAUGUGAUAAGGUUUUAUAGCCUAGGUGUACAAAAAUCACACUUUCAGCUUGAUCUUUAAAAUACAGGGGGAGCAAAAGCAAUCAGCAGCAUUUUUAUAGCCAUACUACAAAAAACAUGGGUUCUUGUAAUGGUUGAGUUUUACUCCCAUUUAAGAUGUCUGGAUUGAAAAGGCGCAAGAAUCAAUUACUCCUGAGUGCCUGUAGAGUAUACACACUUCUCCUGAGUGGUGGAUUGCAGAGAUAAGCCAAAACUGGGAAUGAACCCUUUGUGGGAGAAGACUGAUGGUGUUUACAAAGAUAACUGGAAUUUCUGGAGGGAAAAAUGGUUCUGAAAUGGGUUUUUUUUCCUUUAAGUGAAAUGACCUUUCCAAGAACCUUCUACAAUUACUUCAAGCCAACAAAGAGGAUGUUAAAUUCCAGCCUUCAUUUAUUUUCUUUAGUAGCUAGGGGCUGCAUUACAUCUGUAACUCCAAGAUUCCUCUUUCUGUUAUUUUCCUGAUGGCAUCAAAUGCCUCUUGACCCCUGUGACAGCUGAACAAAUAAGGAUGGAGAAAAGGGGCCUAAUUAUGACUUUCAACAUAAAUAUGGAAUAUUAUUGAAUUUAGGUUGAUCAUGAUGUGAUUCCUCUCCCCGCCCUUCAUUGGCAUAGUGAGUCUUUUCGAAAUCAAUACUUGGAAUGGUUUUGGUUAUAUGAAUAACACCUGGAUAACAAUGACCAUUGGAUGUGUACAGUGGGAGCUUCACUCCAAAGCUUUAGAAAACUCAAUUAGAUGUUUGCCUCCUGCCUUGCAAACCUUUAAGCUGUUGCUGCUGUUGCAGCUGUGUUGUGCCUUGUGGGACGGAUUUGUGACACAGUGCGGAGGUCAGCACAAUGCUGGGAAUGGAGAAGAUGAGCCAAUGGGAAGGUAAAACCCCCCCUUUGUACAGCAGGCACUUAUUUCAGCUGAGAAUACCUCCUCUGAGUUAGUCUCUUCACAAAAUCAGUUGAGUGUGGUUUAACAGUUGAGUGCCCUUUCUUUUUGUGAGUCUUUUAAAAUCAUUCAUAGCCAACACGGAGGUCUCUGGAUGGUGUUGGACUUUGACUCCCAUCACUUCUGACCAUUUGCCAUGCUGGCUGGGGCUCAUGGGAGUUUGGAGCACAACAUAUUGUUGCACGCUAUCCCAAUCUCUGAGCAGUACAAGAUUCCAGGGGUUCCAGGCGCUUAACCAGGGUUUGUGUUUCCCUUGGAAAUGAGGCACAGUGGAGACUGUGGUGUCUUUACGAUAUAUGGUUAUUUACACAUUUAUACCUCAGCCUACAAUGGAGGGGUUCAAAGCAUUACAGCGGCUCCUAUUCCACAAGCUUAGGAAAGGAGAGGCACUGGUGUGUGAAAUGGAGGUUGAGUUUUGAGCUGGAGUUACCUUGAAGCACUGGCAGAGGAAGAGGAGUGUGGGGGAGCGCCCCACCCCCAGCAGUGCGAUCCCCAGGGUGCCAUCGCAGCUGCCCCCCCCGCCCCUGCAGGCGGCGCCUCCCCUCAUCCCCAGGAUGCCUGCUACACCCCUGUGGGCAGCGCGCCCAGCCCCUGGUACACACACCAGUCCCUCCCCUGCCUGCUCUCUGCCACUGGUGCCAGAGGAUGAAGCUCCGCCACUGCCUUGAAGCUGCCCAAUAAACAUUUUGUGAACUCCUACAGUAUGGAUUCAUUCACCCCAUGCCUAAGGCAUGUUACUUUUGCCUUGCACAUUGCUUCAAAGUCUUUUCUGAUUAUUAUACCAGAUAUACCAAUUAUCUUCAACCAGCUCUUCACUGCUGAUCUACUUUAGAUAAAACCCUUCAUUUGCGCACACUGAGUUGGAAAGUCAGCAACUUUCUGUACACAUAUCCUGCUACCACCAAAUAAUUGAUGACUAAGAUAAAAUUUGAAGAAAAAUUUGAUCUCCCUGAGACAUCAAUACCUGAUAAUCCGCUUUCACUUCUCCAUAUGUAGUCCUCCAUUUGCCUAUAUGGCAAACUGGCAAUAUGUUUCAUAGAAGUCAAUGAGUCUUUGUUUUCAAUCAAGUGUUACAAUCAGGGUGUCAGUUGAAAAAACAAAUUGCCAUGUCCUUGGAAGAAUAGGGAACAGUCUGAAUGACAUUUAAGAUUCUUAACCAAAAUAGGAAACACUGGAAAUUUCAUCAGCAAGUCUGAUUUUGGCCUGGUUUCCAGUCAUAUUUUACAGGGUUGCAAUGUAUUGAUAAACAUCUGAACUCUUGGGGCCUUACCUGAGAGCAAUGAUUUAUCAGACUGUAGAUCUUAUGCUAUUUGAUUGCAUAUGAACUGGCCCCAAAAUGGCUAAAUAGAGGAAAUUAAUUCUUAAUUAAAUAAGAAGCGCUCCCUCAGGACAUUAAAGCAAUCAAGACAGGUUAAGAUGCACUGCCUGUUGCCAAAGAGGAAAUGUGUACUCUCAGCAUGGGAAUCUAGCCCAAGAUUUUCUGGCUCAGAGAUCCUAUUGCAGGGGAAUCUUUUUUUAAAAAAAAAAGUCUUGUGUUGCAUGUUUUUAAGUACAGUCAUUAGAGAGUGCCUCUAAUCAUUUCAGAGGUAAAAAUCAUUUCUUUCUUUCUUUCUUUCUUUCUUUCUUUCUUUCUUUCUUUCUUUCUUUUUCUUUUUCUUUUUACCAAAAAUUAAAACCCAGUAUUACACUUUUCUUAUAUUAUUCAGAAUAAUUUGUAAAAGGUACAUGGCUUCUUAGUAAAUUAUUUGAUGUAAAACUUUUGGCUGUCAGGGAUCUGCUCUGCCAUGUUUCCCCCUCUGGCCUUGUUCCUAGUAAUCAAGAUGGCCAAACGUACAACAAUGCAUUAACACCCCAACAAUAUGAAUAUGAAGUCAUAACAAUGCCAGCCAUUAUGUGGCCUGGAAUGCUGGAUCAUUCGCAAGGAGCAGAACUGACAUCUUGAAAUAAUAUACAGUAUAUGUCUUCUGUGCAGCUUUAUUUCCUAUGUCAGAAAAGUCAGAUACUGUAAGCAAAACUAUGAAGGCAAGGAAGAAUAGAAGUAAAUUAGCCACGCCAGCCAGGAAAUGUGAGGGCAGCAUUUUGAUAGGCAAGAUUAACCAAUUAAUCAAUCCUAUUCAUAGAAUCAUAGAGUUGGAAGAGACCACAAGGGCGAUCGAGUCCAACCCCCUGCCAAGCAGGAAACACCAUCAGAGCACUCCUGACAUAUGGUUGUCAAGCCUCUGCUUAAAGACUUCCAAAGAAGGAGACUCCACCACACUCCUUGGCAGCAAAUUCCACUGUCAAACAGCUCUUACUGUCAGGAAGUUCUUCCUAAUGUUUAGGUGGACUCUUCUUUCUUGUAGUUUGGAUCCAUUGCUCCGUGUCCGCUUCUCUGGAGCAGCAGAAAACAACCUUUCUCCCUCCUCUAUGUGACAUCCUUUUAUAUAUUUGAACAUGGCUAUCAUAUCACCCGUUAACCUCCUCUUCUCCAGGCUAAACAUGCCCAGCUCCCUUAGCCGUUCCUCAUAAGGCAUCGUUUCCAGGCCUUUGACCAUUUUUGUUGCCCUCCUCUGGACACGUUCCAGUUUGUCAGUGUCCUUCUUGAACUGUGGUGCCCAGAACUGGACACAGUACUCCAGGUGAGGUCUGACCAGAGUAGAAUACAGUGGCACUAUUACUUCCCUUGAUCUAGAUGCUAUACUCCUAUUGAUGAGGCCCAGAAUUGCAUUGGCUUUUUAAGCUGCCGUGUCACACUGUUGGCUCAUGUCAAGUUUGUGGUCAACCAAGACUCCUAGAUCCUUUUCACAUGUACUGCUCUCAAGCCAGGUGUCACCCAUCUUGUAUUUGUGCCUCUCAUUUUUUUGCCCAAGUGCAAUACUUUACAUUUCUCCCUGUUAAAAUUCAUCUUGUUUGUUUUGGCCCAGUUCUCUAAUCUGUCAAGGUCGUUUUGAAGUGUGAUCCUGUCCUCUGGGGUGUUAGCCACCCCUCCCAGUUUGGUGUCAUCUGCAAAUUUGAUCAGGAUGCCCUUGAGUCCAUCAUCCAAGUCGUUGAUAAAGAUGUUGAAUAAGACCGGGCCCAAGGCAGAACCCUGGGGCACCCCACUAGUCACUCUUCUCCAGGAUGAAGAGGAACCAUUGAUGAGCACCCUUUGGGUUCGGUCAGUCAGCCACUUACAAAUCCACUGAGUGGUAGCAUAGUCAAGACCGCAUUUUACCAGCUUCUUUACAAGAAUAUCAUGGGGCACCUUGUCAAAUGCCUUGCUGAAAUCAAAGUAGGCUACAUCCACUGUGUUCCCUUCAUCUACCAGGCUUGUAAUUCUGUCAAAAAAACGAGACCAGGUUAGUCUGACAUGACUUAUUUUUCAGAAAUCCAUGCUGACUAUUGGUGAUCACAGCAUUCCUUUCUAGGUGCUCACAGACUGUUUGCUUAAUGAUCUGCUCCAGAAUCUUCCCUGGUAUUGAUGUCAGACUGACUGGGUGGUAAUUAUUUGGGUCCUCUCUUUCCCCCUUUUUGAAAAUAGGGACAACAUUUGCCCUCCUCCAGUCUGCUGGGACUUCGCCUGUUCUCCAGAAAUUCUCAAAGAUGGUGGUUCUGAGAUCACAUCUGCCAGUUCUUUUAAUACUCUUGGAUGCAGUUCAUCUGGCCCUGGAGACUUGAAUACAUCUAAACUAGCCAAGUAUUCUUGUACUAUCUCCUUAGUUAUUCUGGGCUGUGUUUCCUUUGCUGAAUCAUUUGCUCCAAAUUCUUCAGGUCGGGUAUUGUUUUCUUUAUCGGAGAAGACUGAGGCAAAGAAGGCAUUGAGGAGUUCAGCCCUUUCUGUGUCCCCUGUUUGCAUUUCACCAUCUUCUCAUCUGAGUGACCCCACUGUUUCUUUGUUCUUCCUUUUGCUACGAACAUACCCAUAAAAGCCUUUUUUGUUGCUUUUAACCUCUCUAGCAAGCCUGAGUUCAUUCUGUGCUUUAGCUUUUCUGACUUUGUGUCUACACGUGCUGGCUAUUUGUUUGAAUUCCUCUUUGGUGGUUUCCCCCCUUUUCCAUUUUUUGUACACCUCCUUUAUUAAUCUUAACUCAGUUAAAAGUUCUUUAGAUAGCCACCCUGGCUUCUUUAGGCACCUUCCAUGUUUCCGUCUCAUUGGUAUUGCCUGAAGUUGUGCUUUUACUAUCUCCCUCUUAACAAACUCCCAGCCAUCAUGAACUCCCUUUCCUUUUAGUAUCACUGUCCAUGGGAUCUCACCCAGCACUUCCCUAAGUUUUAUGAAGUUGGCUUUCUUAAAGGCAAGAAAUUGAGUCCUAGUAUGCUUGGCUGCUCCUUUCCGCUGUAUAGUAAACUUCAGAAGAGCAUGAUCACUCGCGCCUAAUGAUCCUUCCACUUCUACCCCACUAACCAGGUCAUCAACAUUGGUUAGGACCAGAUCUAAAAUGGCUGUUCCUCUUGUUGCUUCUCCCACUUUCUGGACAAUGAAGUUGUCUGCAAGGCCUGUGAGGAAUCUGUUUGACCUUAUGCUCUUGGCUGAGUUUGACAUCCAACAAAUAUCCGGGUAAUUGAAGUCCCCCAUUACUACUAUCUCCCUUCCUUUUGCAUGCUUGGCCAUCUGUUCCAGGAAUGCAUCAUCUAUGUCCUCCGUUUGGCUUGGGGAUCUAUAGUAAACUCCCACAAUGAGGUCACUGUUAUUCUUCUCUCCCUUAAUUUUGACCCAAAUGCUCUCACUUUGGCUUUGAGGUUCUAAAUCUUGGAUCUCUUCACAGGUAUACACAUCCCUGACAUAUAACGCCACUCCUCCUCCUUUCUUGUCUGGUCUGUUUCUCUGAAAUAGAUUGUAUCCUUCCAUUAUUACAUUCCAAUCGUGGGACUUAUCCCACCAGGUUUCAGUGAUGCCUGUUAUGUCAUAUUGAUUUAUCAAGGCCGAAAUCCUAUGGCGCUUACCUUGGAGUCUGCACCAUUGAACAUAGUGGGAAACAUAUACAGCAGAGGUACAGACCCUCAGUUCUAGGGUCCAAAUGUAGCCUUUCAGUUCUCUUUGUCCAACCCUCCAGGUGGCAUUCCUCACUGGCCCUGCUCUGCACUCUCCUUGAGUACCUUCACCUGGCUGGAAUGUGUCCUUGUAUGAGGCCAUGCCUCUUGCUUGCCUAGAUGGAGCAUGAAGGUCUCUCUGUGUGUUCUGUUGUGAUCACUGACUUCAGCAGAGGCAAGGCCAGGGUACCUUGGACAGGGCCAUGUAGGGCCCAGAUUGCAUACUUUGUGAGAUCCAACCUCAGAUGUUGCUUCAGCAGCAAUCAUUCUCAGACGGGUUCAUGACUGAUGACAUCUGCACAGCUUAGCUCACUAUAUCCCCUCUUUGUUGGGAAACUGCAUGGGCAAAACUUUCGUUUUCCAUUCGGGGCACAACAAUUUUUUGUUCCCAAGAGAGUGCAGGCAUUACACUGGCCCAAACUUUCAGCUUUUAAGUAAAAGAGGCUUUGUUUGUUUCUAGAUUUGCCAGUUUUCUUGGUGAUCUGAAAUGUCUAUGUUGUAUCUUAAGGUGGGUGCAUUAAAAGGGGGGGGCAGACCAAUAUAUUAUAUUAUAUUAUAUUAUAUUAUAUUAUAUUAUAUUAUAAUAUUAUAUAUGAUUGAUCUGCUUCAUUUUACAGUAAGUCGGGGACAUAAAAAGCCUGAGAGUUCAAGGACGGCAAGACAGAAAACACCGCUUCCUUUCACUGAAAGAAUGUGGCUGGAAGUAUCCCUGAAGGAGAUUCAUCCUGUUGUUGUUUCAAGGAUCCUGGCAAGGCUAGUAUUUGAAAGCCACCCAUGA
This is a messenger RNA of Podarcis lilfordi (Lilford's wall lizard), 25269 nucleotides long. NCBI's taxonomy places the organism in Eukaryota, Metazoa, Chordata, Lepidosauria, Squamata, Lacertidae. The record is from the annotation of a GenBank genome assembly.